Messenger RNA from Microsporum canis CBS 113480, 2424 nucleotides. RefSeq names its product ATP-dependent RNA helicase drs1. Gene Ontology annotation, molecular function: RNA helicase activity; nucleic acid binding; ATP binding. NCBI's taxonomy places the organism in Eukaryota, Fungi, Ascomycota, Eurotiomycetes, Onygenales, Arthrodermataceae. The record is from RefSeq and is a predicted model, not a curated record. Bases 1 to 2424 code for a protein of 807 amino acids. The transcript has 2 exons.
AUGGCGCGUGAUCCAGAAGACGACUUCGUCUUCACUCUAUCUGACGAGGAGGCUCCCAAUGUCGAUUCGGACGGCGAAACUACUGGAAAUAGCAAGUCAUUGAAGGCAAAGAUUGCUGGCACAAAGCGAAGAAGAGAUGACCCCGACAAUGCCCAAGCUGAACAAAGCGCAAAUACGAAGAAACGAAAGAAGCAGAAGAAAGGUGGAAAGAAUGCUGCCAAUGGCAACAAAACAGACAAGUCUGUCGCUGAAGAUGCAGAAGGAGAAGAUGAAGAAUUUGAUGAGGAUGAAAAUGGUGUUUUGAAUCCGGAUUUUGAGUUCGAUGUUGGUGGUGUUGCGAAUGGCGGAUUAGUGGAAGAUUUCGAUGGAUGGGGAGACGAAGGGAGGAAUAAAUCUAAAGCCAUUGAGAAGAAAGGUGUCGAUAUUGAUGAUAUCCUAGAUCGAAGGAGACAGAAGAAGCUGGACAAAGAAGAGCGUGACAGGAAGAAGACUGCAAAGAAAGCUGCGGAAGAAGAUAUGGAGGAUGAUGAAGGGGGAGCGGAGGAGGAUGACGAUAUGCAUGUGGACCUCGACAACGAUGAGCUUCUUGCCCCUGAUGCGUUUGGAAUGGGAGCUCAGGAUGCAUCAGAGAGUGAGGAAGAAGAGGAGGCUGGGUCUGACGAAGAUGGUGAAGAUGAUGAUACGAACGCAGGAGAUGGUAAUGAUGACGAUGAUAGCGACUCAGUUGCUUCGGCGGUACCACAUCCAGAUGACCUUGCAUCUGAUGAAGAUGAAUCCGGUAGCGAUAGCGAAGACGACGAGGAAAUCCGCAAGCAGAAUGAAUUCUUCGCCCCAGAUGAACAAGCAGUUGAAUCGAAAUCUAAUUCUGGAGCUCCUGCUUCAUUCCAGAACCUCUCUCUGUCUCGUCCUAUUCUUCGAGGGCUUGCAUCUGUAGGAUUCUCUACUCCUACCCCCAUCCAGCGAAAGACGAUACCAGUUGCCUUGCUUGGCAAGGAUGUGGUUGGUGGUGCAGUGACGGGUUCCGGUAAAACGGCUGCGUUUAUUGUCCCCAUUCUGGAGCGUUUACUCUAUAGACCGAGAAAGGUGCCAACGAGUCGAGUUGCUAUUCUGAUGCCUACGCGAGAGCUGGCAGUACAGUGUUAUAAUGUUGCGACCAAGUUGGCCACCUUUACCGACAUCACUUUCUGUCAGCUUGUGGGUGGUUUCAGCCUGCGAGAACAGGAGAAUAUCCUGAAGAAGCGGCCCGAUGUUAUUAUUGCUACACCCGGUCGAUUUAUUGACCACAUGAGGAAUUCUGCAAGUUUCACUGUUGAUACCUUGGAAAUAUUGAUUCUUGAUGAAGCUGAUCGCAUGCUUGAAGACGGAUUUGCUGAAGAGUUGAAUGAGAUUUUGACUACGAUACCAAAGUCCAGACAGACUAUGUUGUUCUCCGCAACCAUGACUAGCUCCGUUGAUAAGCUUAUCCGAGUGGGCCUCAACAAGCCCAUUCGGUUGAUGGUUGAUUCGAAGAAACAGACCGUGGGAACGCUGGUUCAGGAGUUUGUUAGACUGCGACCUGGAAGAGAAGAUAAGCGGUUGGCCUAUCUCAUGUUUUUAUGCAAAACUGUUUAUACAAGCAGGGUUAUCGUGUUCUUCCGGCAAAAGAAGGAAGCUCAUAGGGUCCGGAUUGUUUUUGGGCUCAUGGGCUUGAAGGCUGCCGAACUUCACGGAAGCAUGAGUCAAGAGCAAAGAAUUAAGAGUGUGGAGGACUUUAGAGACGGGAAGGUGUCAUACCUACUAGCCACAGACCUUGCUUCUCGUGGUCUAGAUAUCAAGGGCGUCGAGACAGUAAUUAACUAUGAGGCCCCACAGUCGCAUGAAAUCUAUCUCCACAGAGUCGGACGUACUGCCCGUGCAGGGCGAAGCGGUCGUGCAUGCACCAUUGCCGCAGAGCCUGACCGGAAGGUUGUUAAGGAGGCCGUCAAAGCAGGACGUGCGCAGGGCGCGAAAAUCGUUAGCCGUGUGAUUGACCCAGCCAUGGCUGACAAAUGGGCUGAGCAGGUCAACGAUCUGGCUACAGAAGUUGAGGAAGUUCUGCAAGAAGAAAAGGAAGAGAAACAGCUAGCGCAGGCGGAGAUGCAGGUCACUCGCGGGAAGAAUUUAAUCGGCCACCAAGACGAGAUCAUGUCUAGACCCAAACGCACGUGGUUUGAGUCGGAGAAGGACAAGCGGGAGUCCAAGAAACGAGGGUUGAUAGAGCUCAACGGUCCAGACUCGGGGAAGAAGGGGAAGAAGAAGCUCAGUGGUAAGGACAAGAAGAAACUAGACGAUACACGAAUGCGAGAGGAGGGCCGUGUCUGGAAGAAGGGCAAGGCCGAGCGGGAGGCUAAACCAGGCCGCCAGGGUAAAGGAAAGAAGAGCGUCAAGGGAGGGAAAAAGCGCUAG